This is a messenger RNA of Photinus pyralis (common eastern firefly), 1122 nucleotides long. It is a transcript of the gene Tbp, whose product is annotated as TATA-box-binding protein. The record is from RefSeq and is a predicted model, not a curated record. Gene Ontology annotation, molecular function: RNA polymerase II general transcription initiation factor activity; DNA binding. Gene Ontology annotation, biological process: DNA-templated transcription initiation. Bases 175 to 1092 code for a protein of 305 amino acids. NCBI's taxonomy places the organism in Eukaryota, Metazoa, Arthropoda, Insecta, Coleoptera, Lampyridae. The transcript is spliced from 4 exons.
UUCCACAGCGAUUGUUAGCCACAGUCGGCUACCGCUGUUUUGUGUUGACCAAAAUUUGAUUUGCCUGUUCUUAAGUUAUAAUCAGAUAGUUUUCUGCUUUAUUGAAAUUCUUUCGAAUGAAUGAGACAGCGACAUAAAUAAGUUCAAUAUCGAAAGAAUUUACACCCUUUCAUCAUGGAUCAAAUGUUACCUAGUCCCGGUUUUAGCAUUCCUAGUAUAGGUACUCCUCUACAUCAACCGGAAGAAGAUCAACAAAUCCUUCCCAAUGCAUUACAACAAGCUUCUCAAGUUCAAAUUCCACCAUUAGCCCCAAUGGGCGGUUUAACGCCAACCCUCGGCUUAGGUAUGGGUUUGUCCGUCAUUCCUCAAACAACAAAAUACUUGCCGGGUUUUGCAACACCACAAAGUUUAAUGCAACCACAAACUCCUCAACAAACAAUGUCAUCGUCUAUGGUGAACGUUGGUGGUUCUAGUAACUCGGUACCGCCACCUAGUAUAGGCCCCGCAACACCCGCACCUAUGACACCUUUAACACCACAUUCGGCGGAUCCCGGUAUUGUACCUCAAUUACAAAAUAUCGUUUCGACAGUUAAUUUAAAUUGCAAGUUAGACUUAAAAAAGAUCGCUUUACAAGCCCGAAACGCUGAGUACAACCCAAAACGGUUUGCGGCAGUCAUUAUGCGAAUACGCGAGCCACGAACCACCGCUUUAAUUUUCUCUUCAGGUAAAAUGGUCUGCACCGGCGCCAAAAGCGAAGAAGAUUCGAGGUUAGCGGCAAGGAAAUACGCUAGAAUUAUACAAAAAUUAGGAUUUCCCGCCAAAUUUUUAGAUUUUAAAAUUCAAAAUAUGGUCGGAAGCUGCGAUGUCAAGUUCCCGAUCAGGUUGGAGGGUCUGGUUUUGACGCACGCGGCGUUUACCUCGUACGAGCCAGAGUUAUUCCCUGGACUGAUCUAUCGUAUGGUGAAGCCGAGAAUUGUUCUUUUGAUUUUUGUUUCCGGUAAAGUUGUGUUAACAGGCGCUAAAGUGCGCCAAGAAAUAUACGAGGCGUUUGAUAACAUUUAUCCUAUUUUAAAAAGUUUUAAGAAACAAUGAGAUGUAAUUACAUUCACUAUUUAUCAAUCA